Molecule: messenger RNA, 3016 nt
Organism: Phanerochaete carnosa HHB-10118-sp
Lineage: Eukaryota; Fungi; Basidiomycota; Agaricomycetes; Polyporales; Phanerochaetaceae
Exons: 1
Coding region: 912-2906 (664 amino acids)
Biological process (GO): mitochondrial fusion
Cellular component (GO): mitochondrial outer membrane
Molecular function (GO): GTP binding; GTPase activity
Source: RefSeq, a predicted model, not a curated record
GAGCCGUCACUCUUCAGCGUUCCAGUAUUUUCGCAGAGCACGCUUUGUAGGGUAUCUGACGUUGCUAAUAGCCUGUUGUUUAUUUUCGCGGUCGUCCAGGAGAAAGAAAAAGCAAAAGUCGGUGGAAAACGGCGCAAAGCUACGGAGCAGAACGCCAAAGCGCGCUUACACAACUCUUCCACAAACCACGACGACGAGCACGCGUACGCCGCUAAGCGGCUGCACAACACGCUAAAUCUGCUUGGAAAGCAGCCAGAGAACUACACAAUGUCUCAGUCUUACUUCCCCGGAUCGUCAAAAGUUGCUUCACCCUCCCCUAUGGAGGCGCCCGCGGGCGGGGAGGGGCACUUGAAGGUGGAAGAUGUGCAGGGCGCGUAUGUUGAGCAGAAGGAGCGGUAUGUCAUCGAAAAGAUUGCUGAGGAAGAGCUUUCUCACCAUGCACCAGGUUGCUCAAUGGUAUAGAUGCUUCUGAGGUCAUCCUGCAGAAUCUGCGAAGCUUCAACCAGCACUCCUGGGUGGUUAGGUACCCUCAGUUCCGGGAUCACGUCGAGGAGAAGCCCAAGAACGCCGAAGAUGUCUCAAAGACCUCGCGUCGUAAGAGUGCUCGACGCUCGCUUUCUUUUGCGGACGACACUUCCUUUCAAGCUGAAGUUGUGGUGAGCUCGGCCAGGAAGGGUCUCACCCGUUCUGUCACUCUUGCCACUAUCACCGACGAGACCGCUGUACCGGAGGAGAACGCAGAGAAUGACGAAGAUCGUCUUGUCACAUCAUCUGAGGCCAGCGACUUCCACGUCUUCCGCCUCGAUCUGAAGCUUGGCUCGCACGGCUCCUCGUCCUCACCAGCGUCCCUUGUUACUCAGCUUGAGAAAGCUUCCAUCGCGAACUUACUCGACGAUCGCAUCUCCUCAGCUAUGACGCACCUUGAGAAGCUACGCCUUCGUGUCCAAGACACUGCCUCCAAGGUGCUGGUCACUGGCGACUUGAACGCCGGAAAAUCGACCCUCGUCAAUGCUCUGCUGAAGCGGACUGUCAUGCCCGUUGAUCAGCAGCCAUGCACUACCGCAUUUUGCGAGGUACACGAUGCGACAGAGAACGGUGGUAAGGAAGAAGUUCACAUCCUGAAGGAGGGUGUGGCCUACGACAUCAACAACGACUCGACUUUCACUCGGGCUAGCAUUGCUGACUUCGAGCAAUUCGUAUCAGAAAACGAAAAUGAGCAGCAAAUGCUCAGGGUCUACCUGUCCGACGCCCGGCCUUCGACCGAGUCGCUACUUAACAACGGUGUCGUCGACAUCUCCCUUAUCGACGCACCAGGUCUCAACCGUGACAGUGUCAAGACUACCGCUGUCUUCGCUCGUCAGGAAGAGAUUGAUGUUGUCGUCUUUGUCGUUUCAGCGGAGAACCACUUCACUCUAUCCGCGAAGGACUUCCUCUGGACCGCAAGUAAUGAGAAGGCUUACCUCUUUAUCGUCGUGAACAAGUACGACCAGAUCAGGGACAAGGCUAAGUGCCGCAGGCUCGUUCUCGAGCAGAUCAGGCAGCUUAGCCCCAGUACAUACGAAGAUGCCGAGGACCUCGUCCACUUCGUCGAUUCUGCCGCAGCCCUUCAGACUAAGACCCCAUCGUUCAACACUCUCGAAUCUUCCCUUCGCUCCUUCGUCCUCACGAAGCGCAACAAAUCUAAGCUCCACCCGGCCGCUACGUACCUUGGCCAUCUUCUUUCUGACGUCGACCUUCUUGUGGGCGCCAACGCUAUCGUAGCCCAGGCCGAGCUUGACCAGGCGCGUACCGAUCUCGAACGUUCGCGGCCGGUCCUUGAGAAGAUGAAGAACAGCCAUGAUGCUCUGGAGGAGAGCCUUGAGGGCGUAGAGGAUUGUGGUGCCAGUCGGGCGCGGAUGCGCACUAAGGAGCUCCUUAUGGGUGCGCUCGACUGUGUUGGUGCUGGCAAGCUCGGAGUCAACGUGCCCGAACUCCAUCUCCCAUCCUACCCCGGUUUCUUCGGCCUGUGGGACUAUGUCAAGGAUGUUCGUAAGGCCUUGCUGGUCAGUCUCGACCUCGCUGUCAAGAUUGCCGAGGACGAGGCGCGCAUCACAACCAGCAAUGGCAUCAACAAGAUUUCCGACCUUGAUGAUGAGCACUUACCGGAGGGUGUCGAGCGCUCGCGCCGUGUCUUCAUGCCCGAGGCGAUGUUUUCUAUACGCAACAAGGCUAAUAAGCGCAGGUCGAGGCGCAUGUCGGGAGCCAUCGUUGCAGGCGGCACUCAUGGCCUCGGUAUCGGUCUUGCGCAUCGCUCAGACAUGCUCGAAACGACCUUCUUCGACAUCUUCGACGCCGAGCACCAGUUUUUGGUCCACUUCACCGACGGCUCGAAGAGCAUCGAGGGCGAUGGCGUUUGCAUUACCGCUCUUGGUGUCGCUUCGGUCGGCAUCAGUGCGCUUACCAUGGUCGGUGGCCAGACUCUCGGCAUUCGUGCACUUUUCGAGGGCGUUGUCCGCGCCUCCGACUUCAUCGGCAACGAGAGCGCUCGCAAGUGGGCCGCCGUCAUUAUUGGCACGGCUGUCGUCGGCACUACCGCGUACUACAUCCUCGAGCUGCCCAAGGCUAUACCGAAGACUGUUGGUCGUCGCAUUCGCGCCCAGCUGCUCAGGGACGUUGAGGGCCGCCCUGAGGAGACCUUCGUGGAGUGGAACGCGGACCGGAUCAGCCGGGAGACGCGCAAAGUCCUCCGGCUGGCGUCCUGGGACGUUAGGGCGCGAUUUAAGGGCGCGAUGGAGGAUAGCGGCCACAAGGUAAAGAGCGCGGAGGAGGUCGAGAGGAAGGCACAUGGUGCGCUGGACUACUUCACCGGCGUGCAGGCGAAGACAGGCGAGGUGCGCGAGACGGCGGGUCUGGCCGGCUUUGCCUGAGCGGAAAAGGAGUGAUGAGUAUUUAUCUCUUUUCUCUGACCUUAAACCUUGGGACGCUUCCUUUCCCACCUCGAUUCGCCCAACACAACAUUUUGACAACCGUUGGCAUU